GUUCCGCUCAGGAAAAAAAAGAAAAAACUGAGAACAAAACCCCUUUCACUCGCAAGUCGCAACCCUCUCUCUCUCUCUCUCUCUCUCUUCCUGUGUGUAAUCCCCACUAUAAAACCCAUCAAAGCUCUUAAUAAAUCACAUUCCGUCCAUUCCUGAAAGCCUCUGUCCUAGCGAUGGAAGCUCUAAACUUCAUCAAGUUUUGGAGAUCCACCGGCACCUACACCUUUAACGACCAUGCAUCUCAUAAUCCUCUUGUGGUAAAAGAGGAUGACCUCGAGGAAGAAGAGGAAGACUCUUUCUUCGAAUUGGAGAUCAGCGUUUCUGAUUUUGACAGCCAGAAUACCAAAACCAACGACGACCCAGAAAUCAACAAAGACAAAGAAAACGUAACCAGGCUCGAUUCUGCGAAGCACAACCACAACCCCGCCCAAAACCCCGGCUUGAAUUUCUCAGAGCCAACCCUUUCUCUCUUUCCUAAUGAUCUUAUUUCCAGAAGAAAAAUCCUCCCAAUUGAGCCCAGAGAUACCAAGCCUCACUCCCCUAUUGCUCUGCUAAAAUCAGCUCCCAGAUUCCAAGUCCUCCCGUUCAAGAAGCCAAAGUCAAAGUUAAUGCCGACACCAAAAACGGGGAAAACGGAGUCCAAAAGCUCUUCCAUACACACCCAGAAGCAGAAAAAGCAAGAGAACAAUGCUUUCUUCACGGUGAAGCUCAAGGAUGAAGAAACUCCAAACAGUUCAUUAUUCACCAGAGCAAGUAGUUUGAGAAAAUCCGAGAGCAAGCUACAAGACCACAAGCUUUCAGAGGACUCGAAAACAGAGCGAUUCUCGAAGGAAAUUAUACAGAAGUACUUGAACCUAGUCAAACCUCUGUACGUCAAGGUCUCGAAAAGAUACAGCGAAAAGUUACAGUUCCCGGAAGUCUUACCACCUUCGGCUUCACCGUCUUCGUCUCCGGCGACAAUACCGUUUCCUAAGAAGCACUUGAAGAAGAGUAAAUCAGCAUCGGCUUCGAUCGGAGUGACACGGCCAGUAAGUAGGAGAGACGAUUCGCUAUGGGAGCAGCAUGAUGGGAUUCAAAGUGCCAUUCUACAUUGCAAGCGAUCCUUAAAUUCUUCUAGAGAAUCUUCAUUAUCGCGUUCUAGUGGCGGCUCGUUACAUGAGAAAUCAAGGGAUUCAUUUUCUGAAGAUUCUUCCCUACUGUCGCGAUUUACAAGUAAACCCUCUGACGAGAAAUCGGUCGAAAAUUGAGUUGGGGAAGGGAACGGAGUUGGCAUUUGAGAGAGAAGGCAAGACAUGCUCUCUGAAAUUGAAAACUACAUAGAUGAAUUAAUCUAAGCAUGGGACACCCUUCCCUCUGCUUCUGUGUUUUGCUGUAAAAAAGGGGGGAAGAGAUGGAGAGAAUAGGAAGGAUUUUUGUAUUGUUUCGUUUUUUGAAUGUUUAGGUAUUUUAGAUAUGAUGACCAGUGGGUGCUAUAGACUGGCUCGCUGUUGUCUGUAAAGUGAUGGGCCAUUAUGAACAGAUUGAAAAUAUUCUGAUUUGGCA
Molecule: messenger RNA, 1542 nt
Organism: Juglans microcarpa x Juglans regia
Lineage: Eukaryota; Viridiplantae; Streptophyta; Magnoliopsida; Fagales; Juglandaceae
Product: membrane-associated kinase regulator 5-like
Exons: 3
Coding region: 174-1247 (357 amino acids)
Cellular component (GO): plasma membrane
Source: RefSeq, a predicted model, not a curated record